AUGGAGUCAACCACGCUAACCAUUCUCGAACGAGAUCAAAAAAUGCCAUACAUAAUCGUUCCCAUAAAUGGCACCGAUCAAGCCGUUAUUUCCCAUCUUGAAGAGUUGAUCAAAUCUGUCACUGGUCUAUCAGAUAUUUACUCGUGGACUACUGAUGGAGAGUUAAUGUGGUAUCAAGUGGAUUUAACAGAGGCGGAGGCUACAUUAUUGAAGGGAAGUGCGGAUGUGGAUCACCUUGCAGUGGACGAGCCGUUUGAGUGCCACGACGCCCCAUAUGAAGAUUGGCCAUUUCAAAGCUCUGCUUCGCAUAAUUCUUCCCGACUUCUGUCUGAAAGGGAUCAAAUAUGGCUCGAGCAGGAAGAAGCCGCUAGAGAAUUGCGUGUCAUCAGCACUCCCCUAGGCAAGCAAUGGACAUACAGAAACUACUUCAAAUAUCCGCAAGAAGCCGGCGAAGAUAUAUAUUUUUAUCAUAUCGAAGAUGUAAGAGCUUUCCAACAACGAAUGUUUUUUGGUACAACUAUCGCCCAAGGACUCAAGGCAGUUAUCGACAACCUUAAGGCAGACAAAAAGAAUGCAGAAGAUAAGAAGGUUGAGCCUACGCGAUAUUGUAAAAGUAUUAUCAUCAUGUCGAGCUCGACCAAAAAGACUUAUAAGGAAGUGGCUCUUGACAAGCCGCCAUUCACAAACAUGAGAUCGUGGUUGAGUCAGUUGACUAAUAUGGGGGUGCCCAUCGUACUUGCGGCUGGUAAUGGAGCCGAUGAGGCAACUGGGGAUGUAGGAGUGAUACAACUUCCUAUGUGGUAUUCCUACGACGGCGUAUUGCCUCUUAUCAAUGUCGGCAAUGCUGACGCGGACGGAGUUAUCGCACCAAAGUCUCGGAGAGGAGACAAGGUUGCUAUCUUUGCCAAUGGGAAAGAUGUCACCUGCUCUGAAUACACAGGCAGCGGAACUUCCUUUUCUGCACCACAAGUCGGCAGAGCAAUCGCUGUGGGGAUGUCUCAGAAAGCAGGUCCUUUCUAUGAAGCAACAAAAGCAAAAGAAGCAAAGCCUUUGUGA
Penicillium taxi is the source of this 1056-nucleotide messenger RNA. RefSeq lists its product as uncharacterized. NCBI's taxonomy places the organism in Eukaryota, Fungi, Ascomycota, Eurotiomycetes, Eurotiales, Aspergillaceae. Gene Ontology annotation, molecular function: serine-type endopeptidase activity. The transcript has 2 exons. Gene Ontology annotation, biological process: proteolysis. The coding region runs from base 1 to 1056 and encodes 351 amino acids. The record is from RefSeq and is a predicted model, not a curated record.